AUGCGGCCGGCGCAUCGAAUAAAGCUUCUACAGGGCUCAUUGAAGCCUCCGAGAAACCGCACGUCUGACCGUCCUCCCUGCCCGCGCCAGUUCUCGUACAAGCAUCCCCGCCAAUUCCUCGUUGCCCACCAAGGCUCUGCGCGGCCCCAACUUCCGUUCCUCUACCCCUCCGGCCAACAUAUCUCUAAUGGCCAACUCCAACGUUUGUUUUCCAUCAGCGCAAACCACAAGAAAUUCAUAAAGGAGACGGCCAAAUUGAGUGUGCGGUACAGCAUACUAAUUUUCCUGCUCACGUCAUGUUUCAGUAUCGCGAGUUUGGGAAUACUGAGCGAACAACAAGAGCGAGCGUUUCCGUCGCCGCACGAAUGGAGUCUGAUUACACGGUUCAGAUUUAGGAGAGGAAAGUGGUGGCAGGUUCCAGAGAACAAUGAGGAUGAGGGUUUCCCGAACUGGGCGCGGGUCUACUCUGAGCUCGAAUAUGCGCUGAACCGGCUAGAAAAUCCAAACAAGGAUGGAGCUGGUCUGGCGGAGCAAGAGGAGGGAGGAAUACUGGUACCAGGACUAGGCAAGGCGGGCUUCGAUAUAACUGCGAAGAGCGAGGAGUGGCGGCAGGGCUACUAUGAAGUGCUCAUGGGCAUGGCCAGCGCAGCAGAGCGGUUAGAUGGAUGGGUUACGGACAAGUGGAGGAGGAACGUAUGGGCGCCAGAGUUCGUUCAAUCGGCCACGAAUCCGCGACCGAAAGCUGUACUUCCUGGUAUGCCAGAGGUACCUGACGAAGAGCACCGUGUGCCUGCUGCCGAGGCACCUGAGUCGUUUUACCUCAAGAUCAUCACAUCCAAGGGUUUUAGUACAUACCAAAGAUUGUCUGCAGCCCUGGGCUAUGCCGACUGGCUCAGCUUCAGGAAGCUACCAGACUCUGCCGAGGAGAUGUACAGAUGGGCACUAGACAUUGCCAUUGCAGGUCUUCCCACCCCUGAACCCUCUGCCGUCAUCAACCGAGAGACUGCAGUUCUCUCUUCCAAGGCCCCAAAGGAGGCAAUCACUCCAAAUAUUGUUUACGCCGCUACGAAUCUCGCUACCUUCCUAGCUGAGCAAAGGAGAGUCGCAGCCGCACUACCAAUUUUUGUCUCUCUGCUCCGCGCUCGCAUGAGCGCAGACGAGGCUCGUAUUCCCACAAUCGCACCACAAAAAGAUUCAAGCUUGACGGGCACUUUGCUGAGCCUCCUUCGCGAGCCCGACUACCCACCUGUUCCUCCUUCAGGUGAUGAACCACUUUUGCGCAAAGAGAGUGACCGUUGUGAGGAAGCUGCUCUCAAGAACUACAUUGGCGAGAUUCUCUUCGCGACCGCUGGCUCGUCCUCAGACCAGCGCCAGCAGGGCCUCUCGUGGGUCCGCGAUGCCGUUUCUACCUCCAAGGUUGCCCAGUCCUUGGAUGUCAUACGCGCUAACAAGGACCUCCGCAAGAAGUGCGAACAGUGCGAGGAGGUUGGCCUCGAGUCUUGGGGAAAAAUCAUGACCUAUCUUGCUGCUGAAGCCAGAGAAAAGCGUGACCAGGCGAAGAGCGGAGGGUUGUCAAGGUUGCUGUGGAACGUGAAGGGCACGAAAGGGCUGGAUGAUGAAGUGGAGAAUCUGGAGGGUGAAGAGGAGGGCGUCAUACUCAGGCUGAACAAGCUUAGGAGUAAGAUGUUGAAAGAAGAGUAUGCGGAGAUGGAUCGCAAAUAUGCAAGGACAUUUGUAUUCUAGCUGCUGAUUGUAUCAUACAUGUGUAAAUAGGAGGC
Messenger RNA from Exserohilum turcica Et28A, 1778 nucleotides. RefSeq lists its product as uncharacterized. The transcript has a single exon. The record is from RefSeq and is a predicted model, not a curated record. The coding region runs from base 1 to 1743 and encodes 580 amino acids. NCBI's taxonomy places the organism in Eukaryota, Fungi, Ascomycota, Dothideomycetes, Pleosporales, Pleosporaceae.